AAAUCUCGUCUCGUUCACGCGACCACUGCUUCAGAAUCAAGAUGGCUGCCCACAGUGCUGUGCUCUCUAUGUCCAAAAUCUUUAAUCCUUUCUGGGGUGGACGCCUCGGAAACACGGUCAAAGUAUUUGGGACAUCUCUGACAAGUCACAGGAAUAAGGGCUCGCGUAGUGGAGAUAACAUUCCCCCUCCUGCAAAGUAUGGAGGCAGACACACUGUGACCUUCAUACCUGGAGAUGGAAUCGGCCCAGAGCUGCUCAAUCAUGUCAGAGAGGUGUUCAGGUUUAGCUGCGUCCCGGUGGACUUCGAGGUGGUGCACGUCAAUUCUGCUGAUGAGUCGGAGGAUGAUAUCAACAAUGCCAUCACUGCCAUUCGCCGUAAUGGAGUUGGCCUCAAAGGUAACAUUGAAACCAUACACACCAUGGCACCAUCUGUCAAAUCCAGAAAUAAUCUCCUACGCACAAGCUUAGACCUGUAUGCCAAUGUGAUGCACUGCCAGUCCCUCCCCGGAGUCCAGACUCGCCACAAGAACAUCGACAUCAUGAUCAUCAGGGAGAACACAGAGGGAGAGUACAGCAGUCUGGAGCAUGAGAGUGUAUCAGGGGUAGUGGAGUGUCUGAAGAUCAUCACCAGAACCAAUUCCCUCAGGAUCGCUGACUAUGCCUUCAAACUGGCCCGGGAGAAAGGUCGUAGCAGGGUCACAGCCGUACACAAGGCUAACAUCAUGAAGCUGGGUGAUGGCUUGUUCCUGCAGUGCUGCAGAGAAGUGGCCUCUGGUUACCCAGACAUCACCUUUGACAGCAUGAUUGUGGACAACACCACCAUGCAGCUGGUGUCCAAGCCCCAGCAGUUUGAUGUGAUGGUGAUGCCUAACUUGUACGGGAAUGUGGUGAGCAACGUGUGUGCCGGCCUGGUGGGAGGGCCUGGCCUCGUGCCAGGGGCCAACUAUGGGCUUAACUAUGCUGUCUUUGAAACGGCCACAAGGAACACAGGGAAGAGUAUCGCAGGAAGGAACAUUGCCAACCCCACCGCCAUGCUGCUGGCCGGCUGCAUGAUGCUGGACCACCUCAAGCUUUAUGACUACGCGACAAUGAUCCGAAAUGCAAUCCUCUCCACCAUGAAUGAAACCAGGUUGCACACAGCUGAUAUCGGGGGUCAGGGCACCACAUCUGAGGUGGUCCAGUCCAUCAUGAGGAACAUCCAGAGUAAAGGGCCGCUCACAGCUUAGCGUUAAACACACACACACACACACACACACACACACAGGUGUGUGUUCGAACAGGUUAUCCAUGCGUGUCUGUUUUUCUUGUUCACACGGCUUACUGUACAAACAUCUUUUUGACCACUCCUUUGUGUUCCACAUAUAAUAAUGAACGGUUUACUUUUGAUAAAAUAUCAAUACUUUUUAUUUUAUUGGUUGAUGCAUCCUGCUAUAAGGACAUUUGCUCAGUUCAUCAGCAUCAUUUAUUGAAAAUGUAGUCUUACAAAAUGUUUUUAAACAUGAAAAGGCCUCUUUUUCCUGUAUGAAUGUUGGCCUGAUAUGUUGGGAUCAGACAUAUUUAAAAUAUACUCAUAUGUAUUGUCCUCCCUCCAAAGAUAAUCCUUAUUUAUUUUCCAUAUUACAACUAUGUUAUUGCCUUUUCAGUCAACCAACAUGUGCUAUGUGCUUCAUUUAUUGCUCACCUUUUCUUUGUCUUACUGUCACUCAAAUGUCAAGUUGCCUAAAAUGUCAUGUGUUCACAUCAGAUCAACUGUACUAUGAAAAUGGUGAUGUAGUUAUUUCAUUUAUAUACUGUAUCGAAUAAGGUGUACAUUGAGUUAAAUAACUUUUAACCAUAUCACACAAAUGUGCUGUUGUCUUUGUCUCACCAGACAAGAGCUCGUUUUACCAUACUGUAACUGUGGCGGGUAUACACAGUGUGUUUGACAAAAUCAUCAAGAAAAUAAAGAAAUCUGCUUUAUCGUGA
Eleginops maclovinus (Patagonian blennie) is the source of this 1965-nucleotide messenger RNA. It is a transcript of the gene idh3g, whose product is annotated as isocitrate dehydrogenase (NAD(+)) 3 non-catalytic subunit gamma. The coding region runs from base 42 to 1226 and encodes 394 amino acids. Gene Ontology annotation, molecular function: oxidoreductase activity, acting on the CH-OH group of donors, NAD or NADP as acceptor; NAD binding; magnesium ion binding. Gene Ontology annotation, cellular component: mitochondrion. The transcript is spliced from 13 exons. The record is from RefSeq and is a predicted model, not a curated record. Gene Ontology annotation, biological process: tricarboxylic acid cycle; isocitrate metabolic process. NCBI's taxonomy places the organism in Eukaryota, Metazoa, Chordata, Actinopteri, Perciformes, Eleginopidae.